Messenger RNA from Aspergillus ibericus CBS 121593, 2925 nucleotides. RefSeq names its product glutamine amidotransferase subunit DUG2. Gene Ontology annotation, molecular function: peptidase activity; protein binding. Gene Ontology annotation, biological process: glutathione catabolic process; proteolysis. NCBI's taxonomy places the organism in Eukaryota, Fungi, Ascomycota, Eurotiomycetes, Eurotiales, Aspergillaceae. The record is from RefSeq and is a predicted model, not a curated record. The coding region runs from base 1 to 2925 and encodes 974 amino acids. The transcript is spliced from 6 exons.
AUGGACCACGCAGUACAUGUAGAAUCCGAUAGCAUCUCGGAGACCGAUGACCAAACCAAAGUGUGGGAGUCCGAUCCUCGCUCCGUGACGGCUCAUCUCGCUCAUGACUCAGCUCACGCGACUCUCCCGACGGAGUGUGGCAUCGGCCACCGCGUCCAAGCUAGUCGGUCGGUCCUAGCCCUGGUUUUAGAUCAGGAGUGUGUCUUCGCUGGGCUUCAGGGAGGAGACAUUGUCGCAUGGUCCUUGGAAACUUACGAUCUCGUUCUCUCAGUGCAUGCUCAUCAAGAGAGCGUGCUUGAUCUAUUCCUCUCUGAAGACGGAGAGCUUCUCUUCUCUAGUGGAGGAGAUUCCGUCGUCAAUGUUUGGUCCACGAGGACCUUUGACCGGCUUUAUUCCAUCCACUCCCAUCACGAUGUGGGUGACAUCUUCGCUGUGGCCUACUCGUCCAGCUUAAAGACGAUAUACUGUGGUGGUCAAAACACCAGCAUCCAGUGGUGUGAUAUAUCGCAGCCGGAUGCGGCUUUGACCAGGCAUUCGGCCGCUCAGCUGUCCAGACGGACCCAUCGAUUCUUUGACUCACGUGGUCCGGACGGUAGUCGGGCUCCCAGAUCGGACCCUGGCUCCGAUGGCGUUCAUCGAGGUGGUCAGGUUCUCACCUUCAAACGGGACCACCACCGCCUAUUUUCGCACCAUGGCUACAUCUACACUAUGCGUCUAGUGAGAGGGCUGAUUGAGUCAGCCCCCACUGAAGAGGUGCUCCUGACUGGCGCAGGUGAUGGUGUGGUCAAGAUGUGGCGCCUAAACGAAGACAAGGACAAUGCAGUGCCGUCGCCGAUUGCGAAGCUCCAAAACGGAGACCCGGUCCUUUCUAUCGCUGUUGAGGGCUCGUUCCUCUACUGUGGUCUUGCAGGGGGUUCCUUGAAUAUCUGGAAUCUGGACUCUCACCAGCUGGUGAAGCGAAUCUCCAUGCAUACGGGUGACCUGUGGGCAGUCGAUAUCAUUAACGGCGUCGCAGUGUGCGGAGACUCCAAUGGUAAGUUUAACUCGCGGUUUGAGGAGAUCGGUAGCUGGGUGGCUCACGGAGGCACCAUGUUGGCGUCGUCAUCCGGUCGCUUCAAGGAUCGUUACAUCUACGCUAGCGGUGGUAACGAUAAUACUGUUGGUAUUUGGGAUUUAACGGAUGUAUCUCGCGCUCAGGGCGAGCAGCCUCCAAUUAACAACGAUGAAAUGGUCAACUGCUUAUCUAAGUUCGUGGCAUUUAAGACGAUCUCAUCGAGCCCGAAGUUUGCCGGCGAGUGCAACCAGGGUGCUGCAUUCCUCCGCCGGCACUGCAUCUACCUGGGCGCCAAAACUAAAUUAUUGACCACUGGGGAGGAUACGAAUCCAAUUGUGCAUGCGCGAUUCGCCGCCACGGCCUUGGACAAGGUCGAUAAAACGAUCCUGUUCUAUGGUCACUACGAUGUCGUUGGAGCCGAUGCCCACCGGGCCAAGUGGAACACGGAUCCGUAUCAACUAACCUCCAUUGAUGGUUUCUUGUACGGGCGCGGCGUGUCAGAUAACAAAGGCCCCAUCCUGGCGGCCCUGUAUGCUGCUGCCGACCUUGCGCGACAGAAAGCGCUCCGCUGCAACGUCGUCUUCCUUAUUGAGGGUGAAGAAGAAUCGGGGUCCCAGAACUUCCAUGAGACAGUUCGCAAACACAAGCCAGAAAUCGGCCCGGUGGAUUGGAUCCUGCUGGCCAACAGUUACUGGCUGGAUGAUAAUAACCCAUGCUUGACCUACGGUCUACGCGGAGUGGUCCAUGCCAACCUCGUCGUUACGAGUGAUCAUCCUGAUCUGCACAGUGGUAUCGAUGGAAGUUCCCUGCUCGACGAGCCAUUGAAGGACCUGACCAUGCUUCUGGGCACCUUGGUCGGACCCAAGGGCCGCAUCAACCUCCCGGGCUUCCAACAACCGGUUCUCCCGCUCACCGAAACGGAACGCCAGCGCUACACCGCAAUUGCGGAGAUUCUUCUACCGCACCACCCUGAAAUUGCGGACAGUGAAGCCCUCAUCAAGUCCCUCAUGCAUCGCUGGCGUGAGCCGUCCCUGACCAUCCAUGCUGUCGAGGUGCCCGGAAGCAGCAAGAGCGCGACCACAACGAUAUCCCGCAAAGCCAAGGCCAGCCUGUCCAUCCGACUGGUGCCGAACCAGGAAGCGGACGAGGUGGCCACCAACCUGACCCUGUAUGCACAGGAGCAGUUUGAUCGACUGGACUCGCAGAAUGAUCUGACCAUUGAAAUCACGGGCAAAUCGGAUCCUUGGUUGGGCGAUCCGGACAACGAGAUCUUCGAGACCCUGGCGGAGGCAAUCACGGCGGCCUGGUCGCCCAAGAACAAGCCCCAGAAAUAUGCCUACCCGCCUAUUCAACGGGAGCACUCGGACCUGACGACCGGCGCCAAGCGGUCGAAGGAGCGGUCCGGUCUCCAGCGCAAGGACUCGGCGGAUAGCUUGGCAUCGCACAUUGACCGGAUCAUCAUGUCGACGACGACGUCCUCGGCAGAGAAGGCGGCCCGCCAGCGGUCGUCUCUGAACACGACGGUGCCCACGUCCUCGACCCUGGCGAGCAAAUCGGGGGCACCUGUCGCGGAUGAACCUGCGGGGACAUCGACUCCCCACGCUGCUGGGGAGAAGGCGUCCGGUGCGACUGGGGGAGAACGCGGCGGGUCCAGCGUGCGGCCGAUCUACAUCCGCGAGGGUGGAUCGAUCCCGACCAUCCGAUUUCUGGAGAAGGAAUUCUCGGCGCCCGCGGCGAAUCUACCGUGUGGGCAGGCCAGUGACAACGCGCAUCUGUACAACGAGCGGUUGCGGGUGGAGAAUCUGUACAAAAGCCGGGAGAUCUUUUCGUACGUAUUUUCGAAAUUGCCGGGAGCGGCUGUAGAUAGUUAG